AUGAGCACGACCAGCGCCAGCCCGGUCAUGACCACGAUAGAGGAUGACAGCGCCCCCCUCCUUCCGCAUGAACUAAGCGCGCUCACGGCCCCGCCGCCGCUGCCGACAACGCCGCUGCCUCACAGGUCCAAGCAGCUGCCGCAGAAUAUCACGUCGACACACGGACAGACACCUCUGCCUCAACCCAUCGUCUCGCCCGCAGUCCCCGUCGUCCUCCAUCGCCAUCCCCCCCGCCAGACCUCACCUCUCGAGCCCUUUCCAGCCUUCGACCCGAGGGUGCGCCCUCUAGACGAGCCACCGUACUACUAUCUCGGGGCAGCUCAUCGCGACAACGGCAACGACGCGCCGCCCGCCGGCUCCGAACCUCAGCAACAGCAAUGUCGUGAACACGGCGGACAAGAAAACCACUACCCCAGCCCCAACGCCGCAAACACGCCCGCGCCCGCGCCCGCGACCUCGACGUCGACGUCGACCACAAGCCCACUUCUCUCCUCGCACGGAGAAAAGCUCAUGAUCCGCUGCCACACGCUGUGCGCGCUGGCGGAGCGACUCUUCCCGUCGACGUCGGCAUCCACGAACCGGAGGGCGCUGCUGUACCUGCACGAGGCGAAGCGGGUGCUGACGGCGCUGGAGAAGCAGAGCGGGAGGAAGCUCUGCGACUACAACUGCACCCCGCAGCAGCAGGCGCUCAUCCAGUUCUCGGCGGGGAACCUGCGCGAGAAGCUGAGAGUGUUGGAAGAGAGGAGCUUGGCGGAGAAGGAGGGGAGGGAGGCGGACGAGCUGAACGAGAAGACGGGGCGGGUGACGGCUUGGCUGGACGAGUUGUGA
Diplodia corticola is the source of this 828-nucleotide messenger RNA. RefSeq lists its product as uncharacterized. The coding region runs from base 1 to 828 and encodes 275 amino acids. The transcript has a single exon. The record is from RefSeq and is a predicted model, not a curated record. Lineage: Eukaryota; Fungi; Ascomycota; Dothideomycetes; Botryosphaeriales; Botryosphaeriaceae.